Schistocerca piceifrons (Central American locust) is the source of this 2334-nucleotide messenger RNA. Its product is annotated as alpha-tocopherol transfer protein-like. Bases 97 to 1005 code for a protein of 302 amino acids. Gene Ontology annotation, molecular function: phosphatidylinositol bisphosphate binding. Lineage: Eukaryota; Metazoa; Arthropoda; Insecta; Orthoptera; Acrididae. The record is from RefSeq and is a predicted model, not a curated record. The transcript is spliced from 7 exons. Gene Ontology annotation, cellular component: membrane.
GCGGCGACGCAGCCAGGAAUCGCAGUCUGCGCCGUCACCUCUGCCCUGUCCUUCCGCCUCUGCCACGACCAGCUGUUCGCUUCUGCACCGGGAACGAUGCCGCCCACGGAAAUGAAGGUAAUCACCGUAGCUGACGAGUUCAGCAAAAAUCCAGAGCUGAAGGAAGACGACCUCCAACACCUGCGGGAUUGGGUGUCAAAGCAGUCUCAUUUACCAAACAUACCAGACGACCAGCUGAUCCUGUUCCUGCACAGCUGCUACUACAGUCUAGAAAGAGCCAAGAAGACAAUUGAAGCCUCGUACACCAUCAGGUGCCUGGCGCCGGAAAUGUUCUCCGAUCGGGACCCCUUGAAGCCGGAGCUACAGGCUGUCUGGAAAAUGGCACACAUUGCCUCUCUCCCGAAGAGGGACCCCGAAGGCAACAAGGUGAUAGUGGUCAAGCUGGCGGACACCGAUCCGCAGAAGUUCAACCACGCCGACGCCACCAAGGUAUUCCUCUUGGCGAUGGACGCGAGCCUGCGGGAGGACGGCACGGUUCCCGGCUACCACUUCAUAUACGACACCGCUGGUCUCGCCAUGGGACACCUGGCCAGGUGCAACUUCACCGUGCUGCGCAAGUACAUGGUCUACGUGCAGGAAGGUCUCCGGAUUAGAAUGAAGAGCGUCAACACGAUCAAUAUGAGUGCCGUGGCAGACAAAGUUAUGGGCGUCGUGAAGCCUUUAAUGAAGAAAGAGCUAAUGGACCACAUGUACUUUUACUCUACUGACCUGGAACCUCUGUACUCGCGAAUACCGAGAAGUAUUCUACCCAAAGAUUUCGGAGGAGAAGAGGCGACCAUGGCAGAACUGUCAGAAGUGCUGAAAGCUAAGGUCGAGGCUAACCGCGACUGGUACAUAGAAACUGAGUCAUGGAAAUCUGACGAGUCUAAGCGAGCGGGCAAGUCAGUAAGCGCUGGAGAACUGUUUGGUGUGGAAGGAAGCUUCAAGAAGCUCGACAUCGACUGAAUAUCAGUGCCACGUGAUCAACUGAUGACUGAAAACUGUGUGCUACGAAUGUUGACAGUUUUAUGUUUCAUUUAUUUCCGUAAGCAUUAUUCUGAGGCAGUUGUAACAAAUCCAACAUCCUUAAGUCGCCUCAGCUCCGAGAGUCUUUGCGGAACGACUCUGCCAGGGUGAAACUGGUCAGUGAUAAUGUUGCAUUGAGUCCUGUUAUCUUCCUCUUCCUUUAUGCCAACAACAAAGGCUUACGACUUUCCUGAAAAGUUUCCUGCCAGGGAUGUUUUGUGUCUUUAUACACGGGACAGAUACCAUAAAGUUUUAAUAAUCACAUCAAAAAAGUAAAGUCACAGAAUUGUUUGUUUGCAGUGACAUGUCUGCAGUCUUGGUAGACAUUCCACUCCAUAGUACCGCAGCAUGCAGCUAGGAGGACCAGAGCAAAAUGGCACAGUUCAUUCGUGGAGUGGAUUGUCGUGCGGUAAAUCAUUUUCGGCGGCAGCGAGAAUGGUGUACACUGUGUCAGACCAAUCCAGACGACUAAAGACUGGACAGCCUGGUUCACCUGCAACGUUUUCCACACGAUGCUCCACACUAACAAUAGGCAGCACCGUUUUAUUUAGGACCCUCUAGGGGGAGCUGCAAUGUUGUGGCGCAGUGAUUUCAACGUGUAACGGGACCGCGAAAUAUACUCAUGCAAACAAAAACUUAAUUACACAACUUUAUUUUUUCGAAGUGAUAAUUAAAACUCUAUGGCUACCCGUUGCAAAGUCAAAAAAAUAUGAAGUUAAUAAGUCAUUGUCUUCAGUUGUAAAUAAUUUUGAUGUGAAAAAUCAAUAUCAUCUCUUCUAUAGGUAAUUCAUGUAGAGUAAACGUAUUCUUGUUUUGAUUUCUGUACAAAAUUUGUGGAAAGUAAGAUUUUUUACUCCGUUGUAAAGUCGGAAAAAUAUGUAGUUAAAAGUUAUUGUCUUCAGUUGUAAGUCAUUUUGAUGUGAAAAAUCAAUAUCAUCUGUUCUAUAGGUAAUUCAUGUAGUGUAAACGUAUUCUUGUUUUGAUUUCUAUACAAAAUCUGUGGAACGUAAGAUUUUUUACUUUAAAUGACCAUUAGUGUCGGUCAUGUGCGGUUUCCGUUGUUAAUGUUGAUAAUUAUACCAAUAAAUUUAUUUUAGUAUUAGUAAUUUCAUUUGUGUAGUUGCCCUUACGACUCAGGCAAUAUUGUACGUUUUUGGAGUUCCAUCGCAGCGCGGAAAGGCCGCGCGGCUAAGGUGCCAUGUCACUAAUCGUGCGGCCCCUCCCGCCAUCGGUUCGAGUCCUCCCUCGGGCAUGGGUGUGAGUGUUGUC